This is a messenger RNA of Sphaerodactylus townsendi, 3296 nucleotides long. It is a transcript of the gene TOX3, whose product is annotated as TOX high mobility group box family member 3. Gene Ontology annotation, biological process: regulation of transcription by RNA polymerase II. The transcript is spliced from 7 exons. The record is from RefSeq and is a predicted model, not a curated record. Gene Ontology annotation, cellular component: nucleus. Gene Ontology annotation, molecular function: chromatin DNA binding. Lineage: Eukaryota; Metazoa; Chordata; Lepidosauria; Squamata; Sphaerodactylidae. Bases 285 to 2042 code for a protein of 585 amino acids.
UCCCCCCUCCCUCCCUCCCUCCCUCGCCGGCUCCCUCUCCCCCCACCCUCUCCAGGAAGCUCCGCGCUCCCUCUCCACUUUGCGCAGCCCCGCAACUUGCUCCGACGCGGCUCCCUCUCCGAGCCGGCCGACUCGGGGAAGGUGGAUCUAUCGGCAGAGAGGGGGGGAGGGAUCAAAAAAGCCCCUUUCUGAACUUCAAGCUGACCCCCCCUCCCCACUCGGGACCCCCCCGCCUUUGCCGGCACCCUUCUCUCCCUCCCCCCGGCCCUAAGGCACCCUUCGCCAUGGAUGUAAGAUUUUAUCCCGCGGCAUCGGGGAGCGCUUUACCCGGAGAUCCAUCCAAUCUGGACUUUGCCCAGUGUUUGGGGUACUACAGCUACAAUAAGUUCGGCAACAACAACAGCUAUAUGAACAUGGCAGAGGCGAAUAAUGCAUUUCUAACUGCAAAUGAGCAAACAUUCCAUACCCCAAGUCUUGGAGACGAAGAGUUUGAGAUUCCACCCAUAACACCACCUCCUGAGUUGGAUUCCACCAAUCUAGGAAUGGCAGACAUACUUCUGCCUUUCCAAGGCUUAAGUGAUCAGUUGGCCAUGCAGGGCAAUGAAUUCACGCCACAGUUUCCACCGCAAAGCUUGGAUCUUCCUUCCAUUACGAUAUCUCGAAACCUUGUAGAACAUGAUGGCAUCAUCCAAAGCAAUGGGUUACACAUGGAUCACAGUCACACGGAUGGGUCUCAGUACCGCCAGGACCACUCCUUGAUUAUGAGAUCUAUUGUUCAUAUGACAGAUGCCGCUCAUUCAGGAAUUAUGCCUCCUAACCAGCUGACCACCAUCAACCAAUCCCAGCUCAGUGCACAACUAGGGCUGAAUUUAGGCGGUGCCAACUUACCACACACUUCUCCAUCCCCUCCCGCUAGCAAGUCGGCAACGCCUUCUCCGUCUAGUUCAAUAAACGAAGAAGAUGUGGACGAGUCGAACAGGACUACUGGAGAGAAAAGAGCUGCCCCAGAUUCUGGCAAGAAGCCCAAGACUCCAAAGAAGAAGAAAAAGAAAGAUCCUAAUGAACCGCAGAAGCCGGUGUCAGCAUAUGCCCUGUUCUUUAGGGACACACAAGCAGCAAUUAAAGGGCAGAACCCCAAUGCUACCUUUGGAGAGGUUUCAAAAAUAGUCGCCUCCAUGUGGGACAGCUUAGGAGAAGAGCAGAAGCAGGUAUAUAAAAGGAAAACUGAAGCUGCCAAGAAAGAAUACCUUAAGGCUCUUGCAGCCUACAGAGCAAGUCUCGUUUCCAAGGCAGCUGCCGAGUCGGCUGAAGCCCAGACCAUCCGUUCCGUCCAACAGACGCUGGCCUCCACCAACCUGUCCUCAUCUCUUCUCCUGAACACUCCCCUUUCCCAGCAUGCAGCAGUGGCAACAUCGCCUCAGACUCUGCAGCAGGCACUCCCCCGGGCGAUCGCUCCCAAGCCUUUGGCCAUGAGGCUCCCCAUGAACCAGAUUGUCACGUCUGUCACCCUCGCCCCCAACAUGCCUUCAAACAUUUCGGCCCCCUUGAUCAGCUCCAUGGCAUCUGGCAUGGUUGGCGCGUCGACCUCAGCGCCCUCCCAGGGAGGCUCGUCCUUGCAGAGCCAGCAGCACCAGCUGCAGCAGCUCCAGCAGAUGCAGCAGCAACAGAUGCAGCAGCAGCAGCUGCACCAGCAGCAGCUGCACCAGCAGAUCCAGCAGCAGAUGCAGCAGCAGCAUUUCCAGCAGCACAUGCAGCAGCACAUGCAGCAGCAGCAACAGCAGCACAUGCAGCAGCACAUGCAGCAGCAGCUGCAGCACAUGCAGCUCCAGCAGAUGCAGCAGCACCUCCAGCAGCACAUGCAGCACCCGUCGCAGCCUUCCCCGCAGCAGCAGCAGCAGCAGCAGCAGCAUUCCCCCGUGGCCUCGCAAAUCACUUCCCCGAUCCCGACCAUUGGCAGCCCUCCGCCAGCCGCCCAACCGCACCAGACCCAAAUACAAACCCAGACACAAACCCAGCUCUUAGCGCAGGCCAGCAUUUUCUGAAGCCGCGCAUUUCUCACGCAGAGCUGCUCUGCGUUUCCGAAUUCGGCCCGGGGGUCAACCGCGUACGGGAGAAAUUUGUACAUCACUGAUGGUUGUUAUGCACAGGCGCAUAACAGAUCAAGUGAACCUCCUAAAGUGUCUAUUAGAUAGGCAAUAAAGAACUACAAUGUAGCUGUGUAUAAUCUUUUAGGUGACUAUAAAUAUUUCUUUUCUUUCUUUUUGGUCUUUUUUUAAAAAAAAGAAAAAGCUGUGCUCUCUUCUUUUUCUCUCUCCAUUCGAUGCCUUUUUAAUUUAUUUCAAGCUUUACCUACAAGAUGUGAAUCAGAUGGCCGCAGUUCUGCCGGGGCAUUAAGAGUUGGGGGGAAAUGCUGGCCUUUUCACCAUUUUGAAUUAAUCACUGUCCUUUCUUGCAGAAUUAGUUAAUGCACUUCAAGUUGGGUUCCUGUUUUUUUUAAUUUUAAAAAAUUGAACUCACAAAGCCCUUUAAAAGCACAGUUGUAACUACCUGUAAAAUGUCAAUUGGAUUUCAUACAAUCUCACUCAUGAAACAUGAGUAAUUGAUGAUGUUUUUCUCGGUCAUAAAGAAAACACUAAUGUAAAAAUAAAAAUCACAGACAUUUUUUGCCAAAGCUCCUUUUUUCUUUUUAAAAUGUCUUUUGAAGAAGAAAAAAUCCACCAUGAGUAAAAGUUUUUAAAUGUCAAAGCCUAUCUUAUCAUCUUCGCUAUAAUCUUUCCAAAUACUGCCGUACACUUUGUAAGAAAAUAUAUUCUUACCCUGUUCUGCUCAUUCCACUUCUUUAAAAAAAAAUGUGAAUAUUCUAUUGUGUUUGGGUGACAACUUUCAGAUUUAAUACACUGUAUUUUUAAAAAGAAAAUGCACUUAAAUAAAAAAAACUGUUAUUACAAAAAAAAGGAGAGAAGGAAAAAUGUGAGUUUUUUAAAAAAAUAUGCUGUAAUACCCGUAGACUAUUUAAAAGGAUUGCCACAUCUGCAUAAUCAGUGUAAAUAUUUUCUUUAAAAAGUUGUAAGUUUUUCAUAUCAUGUGCUGUAAAGUUUUCAUAAAUGAGGCUUUAAUGUAAACACUGGUAACAUGAAUGAUUUAAUUGCUACAUUGCUUAAUUGUGUUUUUAUGCUGUUUUAUACUUUUUUAUGAGUUUGGAGAGCGGCGAUUAAGUUUGUAUUUUGCUUACCUAAAACAAAUGCUUUUAUCUUGCUAUAGAAUAAACACAUUUCAGUAAAAAAAAGUACCCCAAA